Molecule: messenger RNA, 2547 nt
Organism: Caenorhabditis bovis
Lineage: Eukaryota; Metazoa; Nematoda; Chromadorea; Rhabditida; Rhabditidae
Source: the annotation of a GenBank genome assembly
AUGAUGGCUACAAAAAUGCUCAUUUUGCUAUUAUUGUAUGAUUUUUGGAUUCCGUUGGUUCGAUGUGAGGAUAAUAAUGGAGUCGAGUCAUCUGUUGCCUGCCCUAUUGGGAUGAUCGAGGGUAAUUUAUUCUGCUAUGGACUUGCCAAUACCUUGAAAGGAACUGGCAAUACUUGGAUAUAUUGUGAUCCUGAGAACGGUCAAAUUCUUCGAAAACAGCGAAAAAUUGAAGCCGUCGACUUGAGCAAUUUCCCGAAUUCGUCGGUUUUAGUCAAUUUGAACAAAACCGCUGGAAAUGUUGCCUCGAUUUGUAGAGUUCCUAAAUUUGGCAAACAUAAUCAAUGCUCAACUGGAAGCUUCUUCACUGUUGAUGGUCUGAAGGAUUUAGUUGAAAUGCCUGAGAGAAACGACACGCUUUUCAAUACGAAUGAGAAAUUGAAAUUGACUUGUAAGGAGAGCAAAACAAAUUUGGAUUUUGUUUGUGGAAAAGUUGGAUGGUGGCAGCCUUCGCCGGAUUCAAUUAAUUGUGAAGGAUUUUUUUGCGAGAUUUUUGAUGGCGAUUGUCGAAAUGAUGAAGAAUCGUCCAAUUUCUGUUCGAGAAAUGGAAUUUGUGUGAACACAUUGUCGGGUCCAAUUUGCGAGUGCUACGAAGGAUAUGGAUUGGAUCAUUGCGAAUUCAACAGAACCAAAUUCGAAUCGAAUUUUCAUGGCCAAUAUUCGACAACAAACAUUUCCAGCAAUCUCGCAUGGUCCCUUUUGCUCAUUUGGCUCAUUUAUGCCCAAAUAUUCCGCAACGUUGAGCUUUACCUCGGCCUACCACUAGUUGCAUCCGUCGCCGUCACCACUCUUGUCCAUCUGCUCGUAUUCUCUGAAAACCAGCAAGGUCUCACAACGAAAUGGACAUGCAUUGGCCUGGUGACCACUGAAAACUGGCAGCCAGCCACAUUGAUGAUAUUCCUCAAUUUUCUGCUCGUCUUGAUAUUUCAAAUUCAUCUUCGCGGUAUUAUUCGAUUCGAAGGAGACAACGAUGCUUAUAAAUGGAAAAUCGAGGCGUGGUUUCAGCAUUACAGCCCCUGUAUGAUUGAGCUCGUCGAGAAGGUCAAACGACAGCGUUAUUUUGUCGUCGUUCUUCCCAUUCUUUUCUGGCUUCAAUACAUUCUUGGAAUGGCCACGUCGUCUUAUCCGGAAGCCCCAAUAUUCGACAUAUUGUACACAAUAUCGCUGAUUCUUCUCAUUCUGACUUCUUGCCUUCAAAUUGCUAUCCUCGACUCUUCGUCAUGGUCGAAAAUUUGCAAUUUUCUAAUGCUAAAUCUUCCGAAGAAUUACGCGCCAAUAUUCAAUUCGAUUACUCUAUUUUCGAGAGAUGAGUUCCCUCAACUUCCCGGCGUCUUGCUUCCCAAUAUCCCUGACAUUGAAAGAAUCGAAAAUCAUGAAUAUGAAUUCAGCGCUGAAGGAUGUGCGACCGCCCAUGACUUCUUUCCAUCGUACCUUCGAGACGUCGCCCAUUUGGCGAUUCUUCGAAAUUAUUGUUUUCUGCGAUUGAAUCGAAAAGGAGAAAUGUCGAAAAUUGAUUGUGCAAUCCACGUCGCCAUAACGGAAUACACGCAUUUCAAGCAAUCGUGGCUGAAAAAUUCCAAAUCGACGGGACUAUUGCAAUUGGCGAAACUAGUCGCCGACACGAUUCGCGAUAUAUUGAAUGGCGAUUGGAUUUGCUAUAAUUGCGAGGCGUCCGGCGAGCAGCGGAAUUUCGAAAAAUUGCGAAUCGUGAACCCGGCAGUUUACAAUUAUUUGAAGAAAACUCUGUGCGUCUCUUUGAUGAAUUUCCACAACGAAAAUGAUGAAUUCGCUGAUGAGGCUUAUCAAAUCCUUCUACGUCAGUCAAGCUAUCGACAAACGUUGGGUGAUUUUCCGGUGAUUCGCUACGGCAAUUUCAUACAAGACUAUUUUCGAUUCCUUGAAACCGCGCCACCGAUAUACAUUAUUCGAUUUCCGUAUAUUCGAACGAUUCAAAUUUGGAAGGCAAGACAGCUUUUGCAAGAAAACCAGGACAAAAUUGACAAUGAAAAUUGGGAGAAAAUCUAUUCGAAUGAUGCUUGGUUCGAAAAGCUUGGAGAUUAUGAGAAGGAGGCGAUUCGAAGCGAAUUUAAAGUGUACGAAUCGAAGCCCGGAACUCAUCACUGUAAUCCGAGGCAAUUGGGACCACACAAGAUGCUUUCCUCAUUUUGGGAUUGCAGAAAAUUGGGAUUCAUUGGUCCGCUGGAGAGGAAAUAUUUCAAAACGCCCGAAUUCAAUCAUCCAUUGUUCACGAACAAAAAACGACUAGUUGAAGAAGCCGAUUCUUUCGAGUUCAAUCAAUACUAUGAUGUACAGCAUAGCACAUUGAAUGUGAUUUUUGAUCCUGAUGUCGCGUAUGAUUCGAAGGAAAAAUGGAACAGCGGCGAAAUGCAACACGUUGCGAACCCGAACGAGUUUGCCGCCACCGACAUUCCGAAAGGGAUCAUGAAGAAGUUGGAGAAGAAGCGUCAAGGAAAAAACAAGUUCUAUUGA